CUAACUACAAGGAGCAGACGGAGGAGACGUGAAGUCUGAGGCUGAUAAACAUUAGAACUGGUGUGAAAUAUUUCACUGUGUUCUCCUGUAAACUGAGCGCAGAACGAGAAAUAAAUAGACCAGACCUUGAAUAUCCAUAAGAGCAGCGUGGCCUGAACCACAACUGAGCCGCAGCCGGCCCGGUGCAACAUGGACGAGGACACUUCAGAGCAAGUUGGACCCUCACACACAAAAGGUCAGGACCACAGACUGAGAGCAGAGUCUCCAGGGUCCAGCUGUGUGUCUCUGAAGAGUAACUGGUCCAAGGAUCGUCCUCCACUCUUCAGUAAAGAACCUGGACCCUCACACACAGAAGGUCAGGACCAAAGACUGAGAGCAGAGUCUCCAGGGUCCAGCUGUGUGUCUCUGAAGAGUAACUGGUCCAAGGAUCGUCCUCCACUCUUCAGUAAUGAACCUGGACCCUCACACACAGAGGAGAGGAAGAGGAGUCAAGCUUCUGAGGAGGAGCAGUCGUCCUGCUGUGCUUGGUGUCAGGACGUCCUGAAGGAUCCAGUCUCCACCAGCUGUGGACACUGGUUCUGCAGACAGUGCAUCACCUCAUACUGGGACCAGUCUGGUUCUUCAGGAGACUCCUCCUGUCCCCAGUGUGGAAAAAGAUCCAGGACAGAAGCUGGAGCUCAGACAGCCGGUCAGAGCAGCACUGUACAUGUGUCUGCUGAUGUCUUCACUUCUGACAACAGCACAUGUGGUUUUCUUUUGUUCCUUCAUACAGCAUCAACAUUUAACAUCGUUAGAAAAGCACAAAGUUAGAAAUUUAUUUUCUGUAGUUUUUCAGUAUCUGAUGAAAACAAUCAUCAGAU
Messenger RNA from Platichthys flesus (European flounder), 860 nucleotides. RefSeq names its product nuclear factor 7, brain-like. Bases 190 to 810 code for a protein of 206 amino acids. The transcript has 5 exons. Lineage: Eukaryota; Metazoa; Chordata; Actinopteri; Pleuronectiformes; Pleuronectidae. The record is from RefSeq and is a predicted model, not a curated record.